UCUCUUUGUUGCCAGCGUUCGGAAGCUGCCUCGAUGUCCUCAGCCGAAGCAGAAGAUACGGACGAUGAGCUCGAUCCGUAUCUGCAAUUGGAAGAAGACUUGCGGAACAUAAAAUCCGUGAUUCAUGUAACUCGCGAAAACAUCGACGCGUUAAAUGCGAAAUUUGCCGACUUCCAGCAACCGCCGGCCCUGUAUCUAGAGGAGUAUCAGGAGCUCACUUCGAAACUGCACGAUCUUGAAAUCAAGGAACAGGAUCUGAUUGAAAAGAAGCUUCAGCUACAACAUGAGCAGUUAAGCGAGCCUAGCGAACCUCCCGAUCCGGAAGAACGCGUUGAGGUACGACAAGAGUUAGUUGGUUGUGCUUUUUGUUUUGUUUUAUUGACAGGUUCCCGAAAUAUGUUCAUUUUGUCGGAAUAUUUGCAGACCGAAAGCAUGUGCGGCACACUGAGCAGGCAGUCAAAGAUGUUGCUUCGGGCCUUCUUACCGAAUCAGCAGCGCACAUCCGUACAAGUUAUCCCCGGGAUGCGUUUAAAGGAUGCACUAGCUAAGGCACUAAAGCGACGAAACCUUACGUGUGAAUUCUGUGAGGUAACGGCUGGCAACAAUGACUAUCCGAUUCCGUGGGAAACUGACGUGAGCGCACUGAACUGCGAUGAGGUGUUUGUUCGGAUUCUAGACAUCGGGUUUCCAACGUAUAUAUCGCAUCAGUUCAUUCGCAAAACGUUCUUUUCGCUUGCGUUUUGCGAGUGCUGCCGCCGGCUGCUCUUUACCGGGUUCUACUGCAACCAGUGCAACUAUAGAUUCCAUCAGCGAUGCGUUGACAAAGUGCCACCGAUAUGUAGCAAGCGGCACAUGGAUAGCACGUUUUAUCAUGUGCUGUUGGCGAACCCCGAAAGCACGGCUGGCAUUAUCAAUCCGGGGGCUGGUGGGUAUAGCACCAGCUUGCGACAUCCGCGUUCACUCAAUCAGCAUGACCGUUCCAAUUCGGCCCCGAAUGUUUGCAUUAAUAAUGUGAUAAAGCCAUUCUUUGGAGGGGAAAAUCGACACGUGAUCAGCAAUCGACCGCUACAGGCCCAAACAAAUCAAGAGCAUUCGCAUUCCACACAGGCAUCGCCCACUAACACGCUAAACCACAGCAAAAGACCGCGGGCCCGAUCGGCAGAUGAAAGCAAUAAGAAUCUGCUGUCACCGAGAGAUACCAAACAAUCGGACGAGAAUUGGAACAUCCAGGCGGAAGAGAUUUUAAUAGGACAACGAAUCGGUUCCGGAUCGUUUGGUACAGUCUACAAAGCGCACUGGCACGGACCGGUGGCAGUGAAAACAUUGAACGUGAAAACUCCCAGCCCGGCACAGCUGCAAGCAUUCAAGAACGAAGUUGCAAUGCUCAAAAAAACACGCCACUGCAAUAUUCUUCUGUUUAUGGGUUGUGUAAGUAAGCCGUCUUUAGCGAUUGUGACGCAAUGGUGCGAGGGUAGCAGCUUAUACAAACAUAUUCACGUUAACGAGACCAAGUUCAAGCUGAACACGCUGAUUGACAUUGCACGUCAAGCUGCUCAAGGGAUGGAUUAUCUGCACGCGAAGAACAUUAUUCAUCGGGACUUGAAGUCGAACAACAUUUUCCUGCACGAUGAUUUUUCGGUGAAAAUUGGCGAUUUCGGGCUGGCUACGGCAAAGGUAAGGUGGUCCGGUUCGCAGCAAUCCAACCAACCGACCGGAAGCAUUCUUUGGAUGGCCCCGGAGGUGAUUCGAAUGAAGGAACAGAACCCAUACUCGUUCCAAAGCGACGUUUACGCGUUCGGUAUCGUGUUGUAUGAAAUGUUGACCGAACAGCUUCCGUACAAUCACAUCAAUAACAAAGACCAGAUACUGUUCAUGGUUGGUUGUGGUAAGCUGCGGCCAGACUUGACGAAGGUGCGCACGGAUUGUCCGCAAGCGUUGAAGCGAUGCGUCGAAGAUUGUAUAAAAUUCAAUCGCGAUGAGCGACCACUCUUCCGGCUGUUGCUGAACAUGCUGGAAAAUAUGCUGCGAACCAUGCCCAAGUUCCAUCGCAGUGCAAGCGAACCCAACUUCACCCAGACGCAACUACAAAACGAUGAUUUUCUGUACAUGUGUUCAAGUCCCAAGACACCGGUGAAUUUUCACAACUUUCAGUUUUACAACGGAGCUGGAAAUUAUUAAAAAGGUUCGCUUUACACUCAC
Molecule: messenger RNA, 2199 nt
Organism: Anopheles maculipalpis
Lineage: Eukaryota; Metazoa; Arthropoda; Insecta; Diptera; Culicidae
Product: raf homolog serine/threonine-protein kinase Raf
Exons: 3
Coding region: 34-2178 (714 amino acids)
Biological process (GO): protein phosphorylation; signal transduction
Molecular function (GO): protein kinase activity; ATP binding
Source: RefSeq, a predicted model, not a curated record